This is a messenger RNA of Enterobius vermicularis (human pinworm), 1512 nucleotides long. The record is from the annotation of a GenBank genome assembly. NCBI's taxonomy places the organism in Eukaryota, Metazoa, Nematoda, Chromadorea, Rhabditida, Oxyuridae.
AUGUCUGUGGGAAAUUCAGUAAAGGAAAGAGCUGCGUUGUUGAGAGAACUGCACAGUAAAUGCGAAGAGCUGUGGCGUACAAAAUUGAUCCGCACGGCUCCAGAAACCCCUUUCAAUGCGUUAUGGGAUGAGCACAUUGAGAUUCGGAAGAAGCUUAGGGAAAUAAGCAGUUUACAAGAGAAACUGGCUGCUAAGAAGUACAGAAAUGCUAAUCGGCAAGAUUCACUCAACGAAUUCCUGCAGUGGUGUGAUCGAAUGCAAAUCAAAAGUCAUGGUGUUACUGUCAAAUACAUCAAAGAUAUCGGAUUUGAAAUCGAAACUACAGAACCAGUCAGAAAGGGAGUCGACAUUGUCAGUGUUCCUCGAAAUGCAUUGUUUUCUUGGGAUCAGGCACGAAAAUCGGUUUUGUUAAAGAAAUGUUUUGAGCGAGACAUUAUUGUACGUACGAUGGAUAAUGUCGCGUUGGCUUUAAUGCUUUGUUGUCAGAGACUUCUGCCUGAUUCUUAUUGGCACCCCUACUUUAACGUUCUUCCUGACAGUUUCGAUACGCCUCUGUAUUUCAGUGAAGAUGAGCUUCAAGCGUUAAGGCCUUCAACAGUGUUUGAAGAUUCGCUGUUACUGUUUCGAAAUGUGGCACGCCAAUUUUUACAUUUUCUGCUUGAAACAUUUUGUGUAUUGCCUUAUCGAAAUGCGAAGAAGAAGCAGCAAGUGCAAAUGCAAGAACCAGCACUUUUAAACUCUCCACUGACACCAGAAAAUUUCACGUUUGAUCUCUACAGAUGGUCGGUAGCAUGUGUUUCUACUCGGGUGAACAUGAUACCUAGUCAAGAUCUUAAAGAUAGGAACGGCCACCCAGUUAUGGUACCGUGUCUUAUCCCUUUACUCGACAUGGCAAAUCAUGAAUUAGAUUCUAAUAAGUCUCCGCCUAGCGUUUAUUUUUCUGUUGAAAACAACUGUGCUCGCAUCACUGCGGUAAGGAAUUAUGAAUCAUUUCAACCCGUUCGAAUUUACUACGGAAAAAGAAGUAGCGCUGACUUUUUACUUCACAACGGGUUUGUUCCGGAGUAUGAGGAUCCGGGGGAUACUUACAAAUUGAAAAUUGGUUUUUCGAAAAAUAGUGGCUUUUAUGAUGCAAGGAUGAAAUUGAUGCGUGAUUACGGGUACACAACGGAAUCAAAUGUAUUCUAUUUUCUUGUUUCAUCUAUAGAACCGUGUGUUAGCGACUCACUUCUGUACUUUGCACGAGUUUUUGUUAUUAGCGAGCCAUCCGAGGAGUGUCGAGACCAGCUAGAAGAUAAGUCUGUCUUGGCAAAAGCUUGGGAUUUCCUACGUAAACGUUUCGAGCUUGUCAUCAUUUCUUAUGGAAAUCUUGAAAAGCAUAGCACGAAAGGUGAAAGAAAUUCUACUAUUUUGAGGCUAAAGCGAAAUGAGGUCCAAAUAUUGGAACGGGCGCUUCGGUACUGCAUUUGUCAAAUCCAGAAACUAGAACCAAAAACUGUUGAAGAAGGUUGA